GAUGCCCGUAAUUGCCUUUCCCCUUUCUUCCCUGCCCUAAGUAAAGAUGGUUCUGGUGACUUCCUUUCAAACCUCGCUUUUCCCAUAACAAACGUGGCGCAACCGCUUCCGGUUCCAGACUGCGGCUACUGCCGGGCGGACUAUGGCAACCCAGGAGACCACUCCAGGUAGCCAGACAGAGGAGAGCAAUGCUUUGGACCUGCCAUCAGCUUAUGACAUAAGGGAUUAUGUGUUGCAGAGACCCAGGCAGGAGACCAACAGUGAGGCUUUUAGUUCUGAGGAAGCUUGUUCUAUUCCUUGCUCUUCUGAUGUGGAUCCAGGUUUCUUGGCUGCUCCUCCUCUGAGAAAGUUCACAUCUGCUCUCUGGAAGUCAAGGAAAGUCAUGGAAGCUGGAGUCUUGCCUCCAACGGGAGGCAACCACCUGUUUGCUUAACAGCCCGUAUCUAAUAGUUUAUGCUAAAGGGAAAUAAUUGAGCUCAGGUUUAUCCACCACCGAGGACUUCAUUCUAACAUCACUGAGAGAUGCUUACAUGGAAAGCUGGUUAUUUUGUUGUAAACAUUCCAGAGCUGCCUACUGUGAGAAGAUUUUCUACAAAGUAAACUUAGGUUGUCACUGGUAGUCUGGCUGUUACCAGGCCAUAAAUGUGAGGUGGACAGCCCCCACCUCUGGGGGAGCCACGGCUUCAAGUGCCCAGCCUGAUGGGCUCUGCUUUGACCUGAGCUCUGCAUUUUCUACCAAUAAACUGAGUCCCGUUCCUCCUUUCGCUGCAUGUUCUUGCUGGUUGUGGUUCCACAGCCCUCUGGAAACUCUGGUCCAUGUGUUGGCCCAGUACCUCUGGACCCACAGUUUGUCAGAAUCUUGGAUGCUGUUAUCUGCGAACGUCCUUACGGUGGUCAUCCUGUCACAGCUCCUCAGCACAUCCACUUCCCAAGCUGAUGUCAUUCUUGAUUUGCAUUUUGUUUCUGUGUGUUGUUAGGAAACUGUUCUUCCAGGGACUGGUGAACGGGCAAAGGUUUCCAGUUACAGUCACCAGGGUCACCUGCAUCGGGCGCACCCAUCCUGCCACUCGCUCACCGUCCUUGUGAGCUGCGCUUGUGUGGUUCCAGCGUGGCUCCUUCCGUAAGGACCCUGCGUCCCGGUGCAGCUGCCCUUGCUGGGGGCCUGUCACUGACCCGGCUUCUGGAGGAGGCCCUGCUCUCCCUCCUCCCGCCUCGCCUCACACAAGACUCUUCCUCAUUCCUGGGCUGUGACUUGCACCCCCACUGCUCCUGCUCACGAAUCAGAAGGGAUAGUCCUCUGCCCUUAUCUCUUUACGCCCAGCUGCCAUCUCACUGCAUGUGCCCUGGGGCAGGAGGCUGGUGGCAAAGGACUGAGAUAGAUUUCCAAGAAGUAUUAGUCAGGAAAAAUUAGUAUUAGAGCAUUAGUCAGAAAAAUCUCAAAGCCUUGGUUGUUUCCAUCUGGGUAUCUAAGGCAGGUGAGGCCUGGCUCUGUCUAAAUAAACGGAGAUUGUCUAUCAUGAAGUGACCAAUGAGCCACUUCCCAUGAAGUGCCGGGAGCAAACAACAACUUGUCACCUCUGCCAGGCACAGGAUUACAAAACGCCCUCUCUCUGCACUUCCUGGGGAGAUCAGGCAGAAGACCCACAUGUCACGAAGGUCCUCCUGAAAUAAAGUUUCCUUCAUGCCCUCUAUUUAAGACCCCUUGAGAUGUCCCGGUCCACUUUCCUGCCAGCUCCUCUCAAGGCUUCUGUACCUCCUUUUCAGGACUGUGUAAUCUGACGUCUGCGAUAUUUGUUCACAAUAUUUAACAACCAAUUCAGCAGUGUUACAGUAUUUUAACAAGUGGCAAGGCUGUGCGGGAACAAACCAGCUGACUACAGGCCCCUGCUGGCGCCUAACUACUCAUUAACACGAGUCUGCCAUUCCUGUCAGGCCUGUUUUUAUGCUAAGUCAGGCCUUAGUGCCUCAGCGGCAUUGUUCCUCUCUGUGAAGUGUACUCUUGCGUCCCUGGUCAGCACCAGUCCACUCCAGAGAUUAAUGAAUUGAACCUGUCAGUUAGAGUUGAUGGACUUGAGCUCCCUGCCUCUUAGAUACAUGUUCCCUUUGUCUUUUGUUACUGGGCUCAAAGAAGGCAUACAGUAAACAGGAUGGAAGCCCAAAUCUAAUGGCAAAUAGUCUUGGAGAAACCUCUCAAACUCAAGGUCACCAAGACUUCCUGGAGACAGUCUUGUGUUUACCAGUCUAGCUUGAUAAACUCUGGGUAGCUCAUGUGGCCUGUGUCAUCAGGGCCCUUGAAAACCUUUGUCCUGGAGAGCACCCACAAUGCAUUCUAAUGCAAGGCGCUCUGCAUUUGUUGCUUUGACGUUGCAGUGUGGAUGUGGGAAACUUCAGUCCUUUCCUCAACUUGAACUUCCAAGAGCAGUUGCUGGGGAAAUUGGUUGAGUGUAUACAGCAAGUUGAAUAUUAAACACCGUGUCUUUGAUGAUUAAAGGCCCUGCUAACAAGUGGCUAUAAAUUUAAAGUAAAUAGUGGUUUGAUGCUUCUUAUUCUUCUUUUGGAAUCUGUCAACAUCCCAAUCUUCAAAGGCCAUUUUAUAUCCUCUGUAGUUAGGCAUUUCAUCCAAGGAAUUUAUUAAGAGUAGAUAAGUAUAUCUUUUUCCUGUGUGCAAAAUUCAUUUAUAAUUCUUGCAAAUUUUAUUUCCAUAAGAAAUUAUAAGCUCUUAAAUUUAAAAUCUCAAAAUAGAAUUUACAUAGUAAUUAUAGAAUUCUGGAUGUGGUAUUAUCAUUUUAAACAGGAGUCAGGGUAUAUUUCAGACAUGGAUAUAAUGUUAAAGACAUUAUCUUUAUAGCUGCCUUAAAUAGGACCCAACCUAGUGGCUAAUGGCUCAGCAUCCUCUAAACUGGAUCUAAGAUACAGUCAGGGAGGGAAGGAAGGAGACUGAUGAACCUGUUCUCUGAGAAAUCAUAGAGCAAAAUCUGAAACUUCCUAUCACAUGUCAAGUUGAUGGGUUUUAUUUGGAAGGUUUGAGUAUUCUUCAUGGCAAUGCAUCUCUCCAUUUGUUACCACUUCCUGGAUUUAGUUUUGCAGAUUGAGCCAUCUAUGCUUAAUUUUCAAGUUCCAAAUGGGUUUUGAACUUCUUGCCCCUGUUGGAAGGCAGCAGUGUGUCCUAAUUGUGUGGCCCGGAGAGUGAAGGAUAAACCAUAAGUGUACAUGAUUAAGCCCCACAAGGUUAGAGAAUGGUACAGCUUAUGAGCCAGAGUACCCAAACUAUGCUCCAGGCAGCCCUUUGGGAGCUACAGGUCAGGACUGGAGACAGUAGUCUCCUUACUUUUGAGUGUCAAGGACAUUUGCAGGGGGAGAAGAGAUUUGUUUACUUCUGUGCACUCUGCCUGCAGUUACAGUUUUAAAAAACAGGCCUUGAUCCUGUUGAGAGAUGCAUUUAUAUCUUCAGUUCAGCAAUACAUAAGUGGCCCCAGGGUCUGACGCAUAGCUCUCUUCAGGGGCUUUUCCAAGUGAAUGUUCAUUCAUGACUUGUCACUCAGCUGUGUCUUCUUACAGUUUGAGGAAACAACUCAGUGGAGACGAACAUACACUAUCACUAGUUGUGUUCAUCGUCAUGUAUUUGUAGGACAGAGAAGACUGUAUACAAUUAAAAGGAGACAGGAAGAUCAGUAGUUUAUCAUUCAUUUACACUUGCAUUCUAGGCACUGUGCUAUGCAUUUUACAUGCUUGGUUCCUUCUGAUUCUCAGAACUACCCCAAGAAAUAGAAACUGUUAUAAUCUCUGUGUUACCCAUAAGAAAACAGAGCCAUAGAAAGGUCAGUAUGUAACAUAUUAAUAUGUUACCCCCCAAAAUAUGGAAAGUUGAGUUCAGUCGCUCAGUUGUAUCCGACUCUUUGUGACCCCAUUGACUGCAGCACA
This is a messenger RNA of Cervus elaphus (red deer), 3921 nucleotides long. It is a transcript of the gene SHLD1, whose product is annotated as shieldin complex subunit 1. The record is from RefSeq and is a predicted model, not a curated record. NCBI's taxonomy places the organism in Eukaryota, Metazoa, Chordata, Mammalia, Artiodactyla, Cervidae. Gene Ontology annotation, biological process: negative regulation of double-strand break repair via homologous recombination; positive regulation of isotype switching; positive regulation of double-strand break repair via nonhomologous end joining. Gene Ontology annotation, cellular component: site of double-strand break. The transcript has 3 exons. The coding region runs from base 143 to 433 and encodes 96 amino acids.